CAGGCUGCAGGAUAUGGGUCUGCAGGAUGGAGUUCUUCCGGUCUGGCGUGCUCCUGAUCAGAGUUACUCUGAUCUGAAGAUUUUGGUGUUUAAGGCAUUACAAUAAAAGCCUGAGUUGUUCAUGGAGUUUUUCAUCAGUAUGUCUGAAACCAUUAAAUAUAAUGACGAUGUUCAUAAAACUCUGUUUCUGAAAACACUAAAUGAACAACGCCUGGAAGGAGAGUUUUGUGAUAUUGCUAUUGUGGUUGAGGAUGUGACAUUCAGAGCGCAAAGAUGUGUUCUUGCCGCCUGCAGCACCUACUUUAAAAAGCUUUUCAAGAAGCUUGAGGUUGAUAGUUCUUCAGUCACAGAAAUAGAUUUCCUUCGUUCUGAUAUAUUCGAAGAGGUCCUGAACUACAUGUACACAGCAAAGAUUUCUGUGAAAAAGGAAGAUGUUAACUUAAUGAUGUCAUCAGGUCAGAUUCUUGGUAUCCGAUUUUUGGAUAAACUGUGUUCUCAAAAGGGCGAUGUAUCCAGUCCCGAUGAAAACAAUGGUCAGUCCAAAAGUAAGUAUUGUCUCAAAAUAAAUCGCCCCAUUGGUGAUGCUGCUGACCAGGAUGAUGAUGUAGAGGAAAGGGAUCAGGAUGACAGUCCUUCUGAUGACACAGUAGAAGGCACCCCCCCAAGUCAGGAGGACGGCAAGUCACCCACCACAACGCUCAGGGUUCAGGAAGUGAUCCUGAAAGAGCUGGGGAGUGAGGAAGUUAGGAAGGUCAAUUGCUACGGCCAGGAAGUAGAAUCCAUGGAGACCCCAGAAUCAAAAGACUUGGGGUCCCAGACCCCUCAAGCCUUAACAUUUAAUGAUGGGAUGAGUGAAGUGAAAGAUGAACAGACACCAGGCUGGACAACGGCCGCCAGUGACAUGAAAUUUGAAUAUUUGCUUUAUGGUCACCAUCGGGAGCAGAUUGCCUGCCAGGCGUGUGGGAAGACGUUUCCUGAUGAAGGCAGAUUGAGGAAGCAUGAGAAACUCCACACGGCAGACAGACCGUUUGUUUGUGAAAUGUGCACAAAAGGUUUCACCACGCAGGCCCACCUGAAAGAACACCUAAAAAUCCACACGGGCUAUAAGCCCUAUAGCUGUGAGGUGUGUGGAAAGUCAUUUAUCCGCGCCCCAGACUUAAAGAAGCACGAGAGAGUUCACAGUAAUGAAAGACCAUUUGCAUGCCACAUGUGCGACAAAGCCUUCAAACUUAAAUCUCACCUCAAGGAUCAUGAAAGAAGACACAGAGGGGAAAAGCCUUUUGUGUGUGGCUCCUGCACCAAGGCACUUGCCAAGUCAUCUGACCUGAAAAGGCAUGAAAACAAUAUGCACAGUGAAAGGAAGCAGGUUACCCCCAGUGCCAUCCAGAGCGAGACAGAACAGUUGCAGGCGGCAGCAAUGGCCGCAGAAGCAGAGCAGCAGCUGGAAACGAUAGCCUGUAGCUAGAGGCGGUGGGGCAGGGACACUUC
Cebus imitator (Panamanian white-faced capuchin) is the source of this 1488-nucleotide messenger RNA. Its product is annotated as zinc finger and BTB domain-containing protein 14-like. The record is from RefSeq and is a predicted model, not a curated record. Lineage: Eukaryota; Metazoa; Chordata; Mammalia; Primates; Cebidae. Gene Ontology annotation, biological process: regulation of transcription by RNA polymerase II. Gene Ontology annotation, cellular component: nucleus. Gene Ontology annotation, molecular function: DNA-binding transcription factor activity, RNA polymerase II-specific; RNA polymerase II cis-regulatory region sequence-specific DNA binding; protein binding.